AUGGGCACGGACCUGCAGGAAGAUGGAUUUGAUCUCCCUGAAUGUAGUCCACUUGACAAAGCUGCUGCACUAACAUCUCUCAGCGGUGCAGUACCCUCUUCUCUCUGCUAUGAAAUGUCAGACUCUGGCACCUGUGGAGUACCUUGCUGCUUUGGAAUGACAGCCUGGCUCUCCAAAGUGUCACCAGCGAUCCAGUCCCCAAUUAACAGCACGGGAGGGAAAACAGCAGCAGCCGUUACGGUUUUCAAAGAGCAUAUUCCCAACAGUGGCAUAAUGUGCUUCACUCACGUUACAGCGCUGGCGAUCGAGAUGUUGGCAUUCCUGGAAGCAGUUCUGGAAACAAAAAUGUGGCAGGCAAUGAUAGCCACUAUUCCAUUCCUGUGCACAGAGCCAGGGGCAGCAGGCAAAGUUAUUAAAUGCAAAGCAGCAGUAAUGUGGGAAGCCAACAAACCAUUUUCUAUGGAGGAAGUGGAAGUUGCCCCGCCGAAAGCACAUGAAGUUCGCAUAAAGAUCGUGGCCACAGGGAUCUGUCGCUCUGAUGACCACGUGAUAUCUGGCAUACUGCCUUCACCUUUCCCAGUAAUUCUUGGGCAUGAAGCAGCAGGUAUUGUGGAGAGUGUUGGGCAAGGAGUAACUUCUGUCAAACCAGGAGACAAGGUUAUUCCACUCUUCAUUCCACAGUGUGGGGAGUGCAGCAUUUGCUUAAACGCCAAGGGGAAUGUGUGCUGUAAAACUGACCUUGGUUCACCUAGUGGAUUACUGGCAGAUGGCACCUCUAGAUUCACCUGUAAAGGAAAAGCAAUUCACCAUUUUCUUGGUACAAGUACCUUCACUGAAUACACAGUAGUGCAUGAAUCUUCUGUAGCCAAAAUUGAUUCUAGUGCUCCUCUGGAAAAAGUUUGUCUAAUUGGCUGUGGAUUUUCAACUGGUUAUGGGGCUGCUGUGCAGACUGCCAAGGUGGAACCAGGCUCCACCUGCGCUGUCUUUGGCCUGGGUGGAGUUGGCCUCUCUGUUGUCAUGGGCUGCAAGGCAGCCGGAGCUUCCCGCAUCAUUGCCAUUGACAUCAAUAGCGACAAGUUUGCCAAGGCCAAGGAGCUGGGAGCCACUGACUGUGUCAACCCUAAAGAUUUCAAGAAGCCCAUCCACGAGGUGUUGAUUGAAAUGACUGGCCAGGGUGUGGACUACUCCUUUGAGGUCAUAGGCCGUACCGAAACCAUGACUGCUGCCUUGGCCUCCUGCCAGUACAAUUAUGGAGUCAGUGUGAUUGUGGGAGUGCCCCCUGCAGCACAGAACAUCACUUUUGACCCCAUGCUCCUUUUCACUGGUCGCAACUGGAAAGGGUCUAUCUUUGGAGGCUGGAAGAGUAAAGAUUCUGUUCCUCAACUGGUUGCUGACUACAUGAAGAAAAAAUUUGAUCUGGGUCUGUUAAUUACCCACACACUUCCUUUCGCCAAAAUCAAUGAAGGAUUUGAUCUGCUAAGGACAGGAAAGAGUAUUCGCACCGUCCUGACGUUAUAGGACUCCCCAACGUUAAGCAGCAGAUGGCUCAGCACCAGCACAAAGUUCAGUGUCACUGAUAAAUACAAGCCAAGACAUUUCUGACAGAUCUUGCACCACUACCUUUGAAUAAAAGGAUAAAGCUCAAGCUUCAAGCACAGUUUUUAAAGUAAAUAAUCUUCCUCCUACCUCUUUCUCUUGAUUCUUGCUUUAAAUUCUCUAUUGUGCUGCAGUUUUCUUUCAGUAGGCAGUUGUGAAUUACAGGACCUGCUGCUGUCACAGGUGGGAAGGAAGGUUAGGAU
Molecule: messenger RNA, 1799 nt
Organism: Dryobates pubescens (Downy woodpecker)
Lineage: Eukaryota; Metazoa; Chordata; Aves; Piciformes; Picidae
Product: alcohol dehydrogenase 1
Exons: 12
Coding region: 1-1518 (505 amino acids)
Biological process (GO): retinol metabolic process; retinoic acid metabolic process
Cellular component (GO): cytosol
Molecular function (GO): all-trans-retinol dehydrogenase (NAD+) activity; zinc ion binding
Source: RefSeq, a predicted model, not a curated record